Messenger RNA from Triticum urartu, 538 nucleotides. The record is from RefSeq and is a predicted model, not a curated record. NCBI's taxonomy places the organism in Eukaryota, Viridiplantae, Streptophyta, Magnoliopsida, Poales, Poaceae.
GGGUAACUAACUGAAUUCUUCACUCCAGUGUCAUCUUCUGAAGAUUCAAGCACGGAUGCAGCUUCGUGGAGAUGAUGGUGCCGGUCUUCUCGAGGGAUGCGUGGAGAUACGUGUGGCACAUGAUCCAGAAUAUCAAUACCAAACGAAAUCCAAAUGCCACGAAACUUUUCGGAUAUUUUCUUUCAACCCAGAAGACAACUUGAGAGUCAAGGAAGUGCCUGAGGUAAGGCCCGUGGGGCCCACAAGGCACCAGGGCGCGCAAGAGGCCCCUGUCGCGCCCUGGUGGGUAGUGCGGCCCAUAGGCCCCCUCUCCACCGCCUCUCAGCUCUAUAAAUAUCCAAAUAUUCCAGAAACCCUAUGGGGGCAGGGAGAUCAGAGUUUCCACCGCCGCAAGUUCAGAGCCAUGAGAUCCAAUCUAGAGGCCUUUUCCGGCACCUUGCCGGAGUGGGAAACGAUCACGGAAGGGUUCAUCAUCCUCAUUGGUGCUCCUCCGAUGAUGCAUUUGUAGUUUACCACAGACCUACGGGUCCGCAGGCAG